Molecule: messenger RNA, 2148 nt
Organism: Talpa occidentalis (Iberian mole)
Lineage: Eukaryota; Metazoa; Chordata; Mammalia; Eulipotyphla; Talpidae
Product: ADP-ribosyl cyclase/cyclic ADP-ribose hydrolase 1-like
Exons: 8
Coding region: 115-1005 (296 amino acids)
Biological process (GO): positive regulation of B cell proliferation
Cellular component (GO): plasma membrane
Molecular function (GO): NAD+ nucleosidase activity; phosphorus-oxygen lyase activity
Source: RefSeq, a predicted model, not a curated record
GGGAGCAGCGCGGAAGUGCAGUGCAGUCGCCCCCCAGGCGUCUCUCUCCCUCCUCUCCUGUCCGCUCCCCCCUCCCGCCGCCUCUCCUGCAGCGUGGCCGCCCCCGCGGGCUCCAUGGUGAAGGUCAGAUUCAGGCCCCUGUCGAGGGAGAAGCCCUGCUGCGACCUCUCCGCGGGCGCUAAGAAGAAAGGCCUGUGCGUGGGUGUCUGCAACCUGGUGAUCAUCGCGGUGGCCUUUGUCAUCUGGGGCGCGUGGCCGAGGAAGGAGAGUGUUUCUGACAAUGCUGUGGAGAGUUUCUCCGAGAAGGUCCUGCGGCGAUGCUUAGACUACGCCCCUCCCCCGGGUGCCCCGCUCAGAGGAGAUAAAGACUGCAAAAAGAUAGAGGAGGCUUUCAGGAACGCGGUUGCUUCUAAGGACCCUUGCCACUUUAGCUCAGAAGACUAUCAACCAGUAAUGAAGCUGGUGAAUCAACAUAUACCUUGCAACAAGGUCCUUUUUUGGAGCAAAACAAAAGAACUGGCACAUAGUUACCAGGGGGAGCUGCUCACCCUGGAGGACAUGCUCCUGGGCCACAUUGUUGAUGGCCUCACGUGGUGUGGAGACAGAAAGACUUCAGAAGUGCAGCUUGACUCUUGUCCAGAAGAGAGCAACACCUGCCCUCAUCCUGCUGCAGGUGUAUUCUGGAACGUGUCAUCCAAAUGGUUUGCAGAAAACGCCUGUGGACAGGUUCGUGUGAUACUCAAUGGGUCCCUCAGUCAUCCCUUCAGCAGGAACAGUACUUUUGGAAGUGUGGAAGCCCUUAAUUUGCCUUCAAAAGUUUACAAACUACAAGCCUGGGUGAUCCACGAAGAACCUGUCAGGGACACGUGCUCAGGCUCUUCCAUAAAUGACCUGAAAUCGGUUUUAAGAGAAAACAUUGAAUUUACUUGCAAGGAUAUGGACAGGGAGACGUUUAUUCAAUGUGUGGAAAAUCCUGAGGGCUCACAAUGCAAAUCUGUAGUAUGAGACAGUGCCGUGAUCGGUUCAGCUCUUGGCACUCUUGCUGUCCAUCACCAUGCCUGCCUCGGAGACACACUAGUGGGGAGCUGAGGAUUUGAGGGGAGCUGCUGUCAUUGUGUCAACACCGGAGAAGGAAACUUUUCUCCCCAGUGUUAACAUAGUUUUUGUUUUGAUGUCCUAAUAUUCAAGAAAAAAUCAUUGUAUAAUUGUAUAAUGAAAAUGUUAAGUUAUUUUAGUGAAUGUUUAUAUGAAGGGUUUAUUUUGUGUAUCUGUGGGCAGCCUCCUUUAUAAAAAUGAGCACAUUUUUCAAUAUGGUUCAUAUUGGUACUGUCAAGUCAAGAAAGACAAAUACCCAAGCUUUCCAGAAAAUGUUACAUUCCGCAUGAACAGCCUUGUAUCAGGGUCCAUUUUGAACCCUUUAGGAUCUAUUGAUAGUCAAACUAUAAAUGCCACAAUUAUGGUCAUGCUGGGAAAAGUAUUCUGUCGUGUAUGAGCUACCAAGUUGCUUGGUGCGCGACACCAUGAGAUUGAUAUUAUUAUCUUCCAUUUGUCAGAUGAGAAAAUGGAAGUUCACAGAGAUUCUAUCAUUUGCCUAAUGUCAUACAUUUAGUUCAAGGUAGAGGAUGAUUUUGAACUCGGGUCUGUGGGACUCCAAAGCACAUGUGCUCUCUAUUUUGAGGACUAAACCAUAAAACUUAACGUGCCUUAUGUUUUCCACCAGUAAGUGCCGGUUAGAUCAAUUACAAUAAAACCUAGAAUGUGAUUUUUCUGAAUGACUUGAAAACGUACUUUCCCCUCCUUGUCCUCUUCCUCAUGGCUCAUGUUUUGCUUGGCAGUGCACAUUCGUUCCUGACACUGCAGUUUAUGCUUCUCUCUUUUUUCUUGAUCAGUCUUAUUUGGAGAUGAUCAGUUUUUUCUACUCAUUCAAAGGAGCAAGCUUUAGCUUUUUAAAUUGGUUUUGAAUCUUCUCCGUAUUAGUAGAGGUGUAGAAAUUCAUCCUUAGUUCCUUGAGCUUUCUUUAUUCAACUUACUGCAAUGGAAGCUUAAAUCUUAGAUUUUUUGGUCAUUUUUUUCUUUUCUGAUACAUACAUUCGGUUCAAUAAAAUUUUCUCUGAGUGCUGCUCUGGCUCCAAUGUUUAAGAUUUGACA